This is a messenger RNA of Mizuhopecten yessoensis (Yesso scallop), 3198 nucleotides long. Its product is annotated as aggrecan core protein-like. The coding region runs from base 1 to 3198 and encodes 1065 amino acids. The transcript is spliced from 3 exons. Lineage: Eukaryota; Metazoa; Mollusca; Bivalvia; Pectinida; Pectinidae. The record is from RefSeq and is a predicted model, not a curated record.
AUGAAUGGUUUACAAGAACUGAUUACAAACAUGAAUGACUUGGAGGGCAUACAACAACUGAUUCCAGACUUGGAGGGCAUACACCAACUGAUUCCUGACUUGGAGGGCACUAAACAACUGAUUCUAGACUUGGAGGGCAUACAACAACUGAUUCCAGACUUGGAGGGCAUACAACAACUGAUUCUAGACUUGGAGGGCAUACAACAACUGAUUCCAGACUUGGAUGGCACUAAACAACUGAUAACGGACUUGGAAGGCAUACAACAACUGAUUCCAGACUUGGAGGGCAUACAACAACUGAUUCCAGACUUGGAGGGCAUACACCAACUGAUUCCUGACUUGGAGGGCACUAAACAACUGAUUCUAGACUUGGAGGGCAUACAACAACUGAUUCCAGACUUGGAGGGCAUACAACAACUGAUUCUAGACUUGGAGGGCAUACAACAACUGAUUCCAGACUUGGAGGGCACUAAACAACUGAUUCCAGACUUGGAGGGCAUACAACAACUGAUUCCAGACUUGGAGGGCACUAAACAACUGAUUCCAGACUUGGAGGGCAUACAACAACUGAUUCCAGACUUGAAGGGCACUAAACAACUGAUUAUAGACUUAGAGGGCAUACACCAACUGAUUCCAGACUUGGAGGGCACUAAACAACUGAUACUAGACUUGGAGGGCAUACAACAUCUGAUUUUAGACUUGGAGGGCACUAAACAACUGAUUCCAGACUUGGAAGGCAUACAACAACUGAUUCCAGACUUGGAGGGCAAGCAACAACUGAUUCCAGACUUGGAGGGCAGACAACAACUGAUUCCAGACUUGGAGGGCAUACAACAACUGAUUCCAGACAUGGAGGACAUACAACAACUAAUUCCAGACUUGAAGGGCACUAAACAACUGAUUCUAGACUUGGAGGGCAUACACCAACUGAUUCCAGACUUGGAGGGCACUAAACAACUGAUUCUAGACUUGGAGGGCAUACAACAACUGAUUCCAGACUUGGAGGGCACUAAACAACUGAUUCUAGACUUGGAGGGCAUACAACAACUGAUUCCAGACUUGGAGGGCACUAAACAACUGAUUCUAGACUUGGAGGGCAUACAACAACUGAUUCCAGACUUGGAGGGCACUAAACAACUGAUUCUAGACUUGGAGGGCAUACAACAACUGAUUCCAGACUUGGAGGGCACUAAACAACUGAUUCUAGACUUGGAGGGCAUACAACAACUGAUUCCAGACUUGGAGGGCACUAAACAACUGAUUCCAGACUUGGAGGGCAUACAACAACUGAUUCCAGACUUGAAGGGCACUAAACAACUGAUUAUAGACUUAGAGGGCAUACACCAACUGAUUCCAGACUUGGAGGGCACUAAACAACUGAUACUAGACUUGGAGGGCAUACAACAUCUGAUUUUAGACUUGGAGGGCACUAAACAACUGAUUCCAGACUUGGAAGGCAUACAACAACUGAUUCCAGACUUGGAGGGCAAGCAACAACUGAUUCCAGACUUGGAGGGCAGACAACAACUGAUUCCAGACUUGGAGGGCAUACAACAACUGAUUCCAGACAUGGAGGACAUACAACAACUAAUUCCAGACUUGAAGGGCACUAAACAACUGAUUCUAGACUUGGAGGGCAUACACCAACUGAUUCCAGACUUGGAGGGCACUAAACAACUGAUUCUAGACUUGGAGGGCAUACAACAACUGAUUCCAGACUUGGAGGGCACUAAACAACUGAUUCUAGACUUGGAGGGCAUACAACAACUGAUUCCAGACUUGGAGGGCACUAAACAACUGAUUCUAGACUUGGAGGGCAUACAACAACUGAUUCCAGACUUGGAGGGCACUAAACAACUGAUUCUAGACUUGGAGGGCAUACAACAACUGAUUCCAGACUUGGAGGGCACUAAACAACUGAUUCCAGACUUGGAGGGCAGACAACAACUGAUUCCAGACUUGGAGGGCAUACAACAACUGGUUCCAGACAUGGAGGACAUACAACAACUAAUUCCAGACUUGAAGGGCACUAAACAACUGAUUCUAGACUUGGAGGGCAUACACCAACUGAUUCCAGACUUGGAGGGCACUAAACAACUGAUUCUAGACUUGGAGGGCAUACAACAACUGAUUCCAGACUUGGAGGGCACUAAACAACUGAUUCUAGACUUGGAGGGCAUACAACAACUGAUUCCAGACUUGGAGGGCACUAAACAACUGAUUCUAGACUUGGAGGGCAUACAACAACUGAUUCCAGACUUGGAGGGCACUAAACAACUGAUUCUAGACUUGGAGGGCAUACAACAACUGAUUCCAGACUUGGAGGGCAUACAACAACUGGUUCCAGACAUGAAAGACAUACAACAACUAUUUCCAGACUUGAAGGGCACUAAACAACUGAUUCUAGACUUGGAGGGCAUACACCAACUGAUUCCAGACUUGGAGGACUUGGAGGGCAUACAACAACUGAUUCCAGACUUGGAGGGCACUAAACAACUGAUUCUAGACUUGGAGGGCAUACAACAAGUGAUUCCAGACUUGGAGGGCACUAAACAACUGAUUCCGGACUUGGAAGGCACCAAACAAAUGAUUCCAGACUUUGAGGGCACUAAACAAUGGAUUCCAGACUUGGAAGGCAUACAACAACUGAUUCCAGACUUGGAGGGCACUAAACAACUGAUUCAAGACUUGGAGGGCACUAAUCAACUGAUUCCAGACUUAGAGGGCAUACAACAUCUGAUUUUAGACUUGGAGGGCACUAAACAACUGAUUCCAGACUUGGAGGUCAUACAACAACUGAUUCCAGACUUGAAGGGCACUAAACAACUGAUUAUAGACUUGAAGGGCAUACAACAACUGAUUAUAGACUUAGAGGGCAUACAACAACUGAUUCCAGACUUGGAUGGCACUAAACAACUGAUUCCAGACUCGGAGGGCACUAAACAACUGAUUCCAGACUUGGAGGGCACUAAAAAUCUGAUUCCAGACUUGGAGGGCAUACAACAAUUGAUUACAGACUUGAAGGGCACUAAACAACUGAUUCCAGCCUUGGUGGGCACUAAACAACUGAUUUUAAACAAGGCUGGCACACAGGAAUUGAUGAGGAAAAUGAAGAGUUCACGAGAACUGACUCAAACAAGGAGUGUAAAAGUAACUGAUGACAAACAUGAAGGGUUCACAAGAUCUGAUGUCAUAUAA